AUGCUCCAACACCGCCGUCGCCGUGCCGCUUCAGAGGCGCUUCAGGCGCUGUUUGAGGAUCCCAACGAGCCUCAAGACGAGGCUCCGGACGCUCAAGACUUGGUCAGAUGCACCCUGCCUAUUCAUGGCUCCUAUUGCUCACUUACAGCCUCUAGGUCUUUGAGAACAUCCCAAAGGGAGACCCAACACGCGGCAUUCGUUGGUGCACUGACAAACACAUCGUAAGCUGCUCUUGUCCUUCCCAGCUUCUCCUUACGUAGCUAUUGACAUGUCGUAGAACCGGAGGCUGAUCACCUUGCGUCUUGCUGUGGAUUACCAAUUCUGCCGCGGCUUCCUCCCGAACCCCGCCCUUGCACCCACCAUCUUCACGGCGCUCGAGUUCCCUUUCGAACAAGGACAGGAGUUCAAUGCGGUGAUAGUCAAGAAGUGGACUGGCAUGAUGGAGAGAGAAGUCGAUCCAGCAAAGCUGGGCAACGGCUUCGUGCUCGAUGAGAUCGACAGAGAUGGUACAAAGCGCCUGCGCAUCACUAUGGUGGGUCUUCACACACAUCUAUGUCGACCUCACCACAACAUUGCUGAUACUGUACAGGAUUUCAAGGACCACAUCAUGGCCGCCAAGUUCCAUCCCGACGAUCUGAAGUCGGAAGUGCCCGCUGUCCAUGUCUCCGAUGUAGAGGAGAAUGGCCUGGCUGUCAACGUCUGCGACAAUCCCCACGGCUUGACCUAUGUACGUGAUACUCUUUCAAACAGCUUCUCCCAGAGAUUGUCCCCGUGCGCUAAUCCAACUCUAGUGGGUUCCCAAAGCUGUCCAGGCCCUCCGCGAGGCCGGCUGCUUUCAACUCGGCGGUCCCCGUCCGACGAACAACCUUGCGCGCAACUUCGUCGUCCCAGGCGUCGCUCGCGCCUCUCGCCCAGGCAUCCCUCGCGCCCCUCCACGCCAGCAGCUCCCCGAAGGAAACUACGACGAGUACGACAAGCGCGGUCGCGAAGAGAGCGCCGAGGCCGAGAUCUACACCCCUGGUGCUCGUUCCGCCCUCCGCCGCGGCAACCGCCCUCGGCGUCUCACCCCCGCCGCACACGAGGAACUCUCUGCUCAGCUGCAGGAGGCUCUGGAGUACGCGAAGCAGGCUCUCAAGACCAACGUGCCUCUCUCGCAUCUUCUGCAGUCUCGUGGUCAUGAUGUGAACGAGCUGUUGGCGCGCGUGGAGGACUUGGGAGUGGGCGGGAUCUCUCCUCGCCGCUGA
Messenger RNA from Lecanosticta acicola, 1244 nucleotides. Lineage: Eukaryota; Fungi; Ascomycota; Dothideomycetes; Mycosphaerellales; Mycosphaerellaceae. The record is from the annotation of a GenBank genome assembly.